AUGUGCAACAUUUAUGGUCCCCAAAUUGCUGCACCUGCCGGUGACGGGAGCGCGUUUGUGGAUGUGAAGAAAAAACAAGAAAGCGACGAGCGACGACGAUGCGUAGAAACCAAUACAUCGUUCGCGUCAGGAAAACAUCAAAGAGGAAAUAUCAAAUGCCGCCAAACUAAUAUUGGUUCAAAAAAUCCAAGCUGCAAAGUAAAUAGAAUAAACGAAUCUAUCUAUCUAUCUAUCUAUCUAUCUAUCUAUCUAUCUAUCUAUCUCAGACGCUUCAUUAUCUAUCUAUCUAUCUAUCUAUCUAUCUAUCUAUCUAUCUAUCUAUCUAUCUAUUUCAGACGCUUCAGUAUCUAUCUAUCUAUCUAUCUAUUUAUCUAUCUAUCUAUCUAUCUAUCUAUCUAUCUAUCUAUCUAUCUGUUUUUAUAUAUCUCCAUAAAUCUAUCUAUCUAUGGACUUUUUUUUGUCUUACCGAGUUUACCGCGAGCUGUACAAGACAUUUUCAUUGUAUAUUCUUCGGAAAUCUAUCUAUCUAUCUAUCUAUCUAUCUAUCUAUCUAUCUUAUUGUUCAUUGUCUAUCUGUGUAUGAAGGGGUUCCCAGUACUCUCUCUCUCUCUCUCUCUCUCUCUCACUGGCCUCUGUAUCUCCAGUUGCGUUGAUCUAUCCACUACUCUUCUCCUCAUCCUUUCUUCUAUCACUCCUAUCUGA
Molecule: messenger RNA, 702 nt
Organism: Acanthosepion pharaonis
Lineage: Eukaryota; Metazoa; Mollusca; Cephalopoda; Sepiida; Sepiidae
Source: the annotation of a GenBank genome assembly